Messenger RNA from Morus notabilis, 3333 nucleotides. Its product is annotated as CRM-domain containing factor CFM2, chloroplastic. The transcript is spliced from 12 exons. Gene Ontology annotation, biological process: RNA splicing, via transesterification reactions. Gene Ontology annotation, molecular function: mRNA binding. The record is from RefSeq and is a predicted model, not a curated record. Lineage: Eukaryota; Viridiplantae; Streptophyta; Magnoliopsida; Rosales; Moraceae. Bases 53 to 2953 code for a protein of 966 amino acids.
ACUCCUUCCUUAUCUUUGAAUCCCAAACUCCCUCCAUGACGAACUGAAAAAAAUGUUGCUUCCUCCAUCUCAACUUCCCACCUCCCCUCUCCCGCCAAAACUACUGACCCACCGAUCUCCUCCUCUCUUCUUCUUCUCUUCACCAUUUUCCACAACUCCCAAACCCCUCAAAUUCACAGUCCGAAGCUCCAACGCCGACGCUCAAACCUUGCUUCCUAAGUCCGCCAUCCAAAGAAUCUCCGAGAAGCUCCGCAGCCUCGGAUUCACCGACGAGAAUCCAAGUCCGGAGCCGGAGAGGUCCUCCGCCGGAGAAAUUUUCGUUCCGUUGCCGCACCGAUUGCCGAAGCAGAGGGUCGGCCACACGAUCGACGCCAGCUGGAGCUCGCCGGAGAAUCCGGUUCCGGAGCCGGGUUCGGGGACGGCGAUCAAGAGGUUUCGGGAGUUGAAGACCGAGGUGAGGAGGCAGAGGCGAGAAGAGAGGAAGGAAUCGGCGGCGAAUGCGAGGGAGGAGAGGGAGAGGGUUCCGACUUUGGCGGAGCUGAGGCUGCCGCCGGAGGAGCUGAGGAGGCUGAGGACGCUGGGGAUUGGGUUGAGGAAGAAGGUGAAGGUCGGGAAGGCCGGGAUUACGGAAGGGAUUGUGAAUGGGAUUCACGAGCGGUGGAGGCAGUCUGAGGUCGUCAAGAUCGAGUGUGAAGAUAUUUGUAGGAUGAACAUGAAGCGGACGCAUGAUUUAUUGGAGAAAAAAACCGGAGGCUUGGUUGUUUGGAGGUCUGGAAGUAAGAUAGUGUUAUAUAGAGGGAUAAAAUACAAAUACCCUUACUUUUUUGUGGGGAAAGACGCAUCUCACACCGCGACGUUACCGGUUCCAGACGUUGGAGAUGAAGAACAGAAUAAAACGGAUACUUCAUCUAGUAUAGAUGGAGUAGAAACUGUUGCUCCAACCCCCGGGAAUAAAUUGGUUCAACCAAGCUUAAUACAAGGUGUUGGCUUGCCAAAUAGAGUACGAUUUCAGCUGCCAGGGGAGGCGCAACUUGCAGAAGAAGCCGACCGCUUGUUAGAUGGGCUGGGUCCGCGUUUUACUGAUUGGUGGGGAUAUGAUCCUCAGCCUGUGGAUGCUGAUCUUCUACGCCCGAUUGUUCAUGGAUACAGAAGACCCUUUCGCCUUCUUCCCUAUGGCGUGCUGCCUAAACUAACAGAUGAUGAAAUGACCACAUUAAGGAGGCUUGCUCGGCCCUUGCCAUGCCAUUUUGCCUUGGGCCGAAAUAGGAAUCUUCAAGGAUUGGCUUCUUCCGUUGUCAAACUAUGGGAAAAAUGCGAGGUCGCCAAGAUUGCUAUCAAGAGAGGGGUGCAGAACACUAAUAGUGAAAUGAUGGCGGAAGAGUUAAAGAGUUUGACUGGAGGAACUCUUCUUGCUCGAGAUAGGGAAUUUAUUGUCCUUUAUAGAGGGAAGGAUUUUCUGCCGUCUGCAGUUUCUUCUGCAAUAGAAGAACGGAGGAAGUAUGUAAUACAAGCAAAGAAACUGAAGACAGAGCAUCAAACAUCAGUCAAAACUGAACAGGAUCAACUUGGGAGUGUAGUGUGUGGUGCUAGUGAAUUGAGAGAGAUUAAUGGCCACAAAAAGAGGCUCCCAUCUGAACAGAGAAAGCCAAGUGUUGCUGAAACGUCUGUUAAAGGGACUAGUAUCAAAUUGUCUAUGGCCUUAGAAAAGAAAGCAAAAGCAGAGCAACUUUUAGCGGAGUUGGAAAAGGCAGAGAGCCGCCAACAACCUGAAAUAGAUAAAGAGGGCAUAACCAAAGAGGAAAGAUAUAUGCUGAGGAAGAUUGGUUUGAGAAUGAAGCCUUUCCUACUCCUGGGUAGACGGGGUGUCUUUGAUGGAACAAUUGAGAACAUGCAUCUUCAUUGGAAAUACAGGGAACUUGUAAAGGUUAUAUCUAAUGAGAAAAGCAUUGAAGCUGUUCACCAAGUAGCACAGACUCUAGAGGCAGAAAGUGGUGGGAUAUUAGUGGCAGUGGAAAGAGAGAGUAAAGGUUAUGCAAUCAUUGUCUAUCGUGGAAAAAAUUACGAGCGGCCUGCUUCUUUGAGGCCUCAAACGCUUCUGACUAAAAGGGCAGCAAUGAAACGCUCUAUUGAGGCACAGCGUCGUCAGUCCCUGAAACUCCAUGUUUUGAAGCUUACUAAAAAUAUAGAUGACUUAAAACUUCAAUUGGUUAAAGACAAGCAACGAAACAAAAUGCAGCCGGCUGAUGAAUCAAGUAACCUGGUCCGAGAUGAGGUGAAUGGGAUACAAUCAGCUGAAAGUUUGAGCCUUGAUGCUGAAGUCAAAUCUGGUUCUCUCUCUUUUCCUACAACUUCCCAUGAAGAGAUGUCCAAUGGAAUGAACUCUUCUGCUGCUGUUGGCGCUCAGCACGAUGUCUCUGAUGAGGAGGAAGUGGAGUCAUCAGCUAAAUCAGACAAAAAUGGAUUGGAACCAUCAGUUCCAGUUAUAGCAGAUAAGGGACUGAACGAGAUGCCCUCUAGAACUAUUAUUCUUUCCAAUAGAGAGAGGCUACUUCUACGGAAGCAAGCUCUCAAGAUGAAAAAGCGUCCUGUCCUUGCAGUAGGGAGAAACAACAUUGUAAGCGGUGUUGCAAAAGCAAUCAACGCACACUUCCAAAAGUAUCCUCUUGCUAUUGUGAAUGUGAAAGGCAGAGCAAAAGGCACUUCAGUCCAAGAAGUGGUUUUUAUGCUAGAGCAAGCAACAGGUGCAGUUCUAGUCUCUCAAGAGCCUAGCAAAGUUAUACUUUACCGGGGUUGGGGCGCAGGAGAGAGUUCUGACCACUCGGUUAAGAAGAACACGACUGAUGCAAGGAGAAAACUUGAGAGUCAGCCCCCCGCUGUGUCUCCUGAGCUCUUGGAUGCCAUCAGAACUGAAUGUGGGCUACAGAAUCAACCAAAGGGAGACUCAACUCCAUAGGUACGACAUAAGCUUGGGACAAAAGCAUUGCUUCGAAUGUUGAGGCGGCCUAGUUUGUCACAGGCCAUAGUUCGCCGUUAAAGAUUACGUGGACGACGUUCCUCCUGUCAAACACUAACAGAACUGGGAGGUAAAUCUUUGAAAACGUCGACGCCCUGUUUGUGGUCGUUCAAUUGUAUCGGAUCAUACAGGUUGUCUGCUGACUGAUUCUAUGCCGGGAGAAGCGAUAAAUGCGCCGGCGAUUUCCUGCUUUUAUGACCACCACCAACCCUCUGAGCAUACAAUGAACUACAUCUUUGGUUAAGAUUUAAGUGAUGGUCAUAACCAAUCAUCCACCACAUUUCAUAUCAGCAAAUAAACGAGUAGCCUAAUAAUUGUAU